AUGACAGCAUCAACUUCCCACCUCUCCGAGACUUCUGUGGCGUCGAGCCCAACAAAGGGCAGGUAUCUCUGUCUCACUAUCUGCGGCUACCGCAAGCCGGGAAUGAGUGAGGAAGACUACCGCAAUCAUAUGGUCAACAUCUCGGCACCGAUGACAAAGGACCUGAUGGUCAAAUACAAGAUCAAAAGGUGGACACAGAUUCAUAAUCAAAGUGCUACACGGGCUUUGAUGGCUCAGCUGUUUGAUCCUCAAAUGUGCAACGUCGCCGACUUCGAUUGCUUCAGCCAGGUAGUUUUUGAAGAUAUCGAGGACUACAAGCGGAUUAAACAGGAUCCGUGGUACAAGCAACACUUGAUUCACGAUCAUGAGAACUUCGCUGAUACGAAGAGAAGCUCAAUGACUAUUGGUUGGAUUGAGGAGUUUGUGAGGGACGGCGAGGUUGUCGACGGUUUCAAGGUCUGUUAAUUCACUGGUUUCAGACUCUCUCUGGACAUGGAACCGAAGGUAGCAUCUCGUUAUUUAACUGAAUCUACCAACGUCAGAUCGCAUUUUGUAGCAAAUUGAGUAUGAGAUUCCACUCAGUAGAUCCAAAAGUCAGUUACAUGUGUGUGAGGAAUGAAUGAUGGUAGCUGAGGCGGGUAACUAGACAUGGGAUAGUAUCACACAGUAAGGUAUAUUGAUUGUACUGUGCUUCAGUACACAUUUGAUGAUGAAUCUUCCGCCAGCCGAUAGCCUGCUGACGUUUCAACUUUACCACUGGAGCAGCAAAGUUCGGCACAAGUCACACGCCGUCUUGACAUUGGUAGACUAGGAAGGAUG
Molecule: messenger RNA, 819 nt
Organism: Mollisia scopiformis
Lineage: Eukaryota; Fungi; Ascomycota; Leotiomycetes; Helotiales; Mollisiaceae
Exons: 3
Coding region: 1-465 (154 amino acids)
Molecular function (GO): oxidoreductase activity
Source: RefSeq, a predicted model, not a curated record